AACCUGUCCUUGUUAGACAUCAGUGUCACCUCGACCAUCAUCCCAAAGAUGCUGUGGAACAUCCAGACACAGAGCAAAGUCAUCACCUAUGCAGGCUGCAUCACACAGAUGUAUUUUUUCAUAUUCUUUGGAGGACUGGAUGACUUCCUUCUAGCCGUGAUGGCCUAUGACAGGUAUGUGGCCAUCUGUCACCCCCUGCACUAUAUGGUCAUCAUGAACCCCCGGCUCUGUGGACUGCUGGUUCUGGUGUCCUGGAUCAUGAGUGCCCUGAACUCCUUGGUAGAAUCCUUAAUAGUGUUGCAACUGUCCUUCUGUAUGGACUUUGAAAUCCCCCACUUUUUUUGUGAAAUCAAACAGAUGGUCCAACUUGCCUGUUCUGACACCUUUCUUAAUAACAUGGUGAUGUAUUUUGGAGUUGUAUUGCUGGGUGGUGGUCCUCUUGUUGGUAUCCUUUACUCUUACUCUAAGAUAGUGUCCUCCAUAAGAGGAAUCUCAUCAUCUCAGGGGAAGUAUAAGGCAUUUUCUACGUGUGCGUCUCACCUCUGGGUUGUCUCCCUAUUUUAUGGUACUAGCCUAGGAGUGUAUCUUAGCUCUGCUGUUACUCAAAGCUCACACUCAAGUGCAGCAGCCUCAGUGAUGUACACUGUGGUCACACCCAUGCUGAACCCCUUCAUCUACAGUCUCAGGAACAGGGACAUAAAGAGGGCCCUGAAAAGAUUCUUAGGGAUGUCAGGUACAAAAGGGACAAUCAUGCUGAGGUAG
Myotis lucifugus (little brown bat) is the source of this 762-nucleotide messenger RNA. Its product is annotated as olfactory receptor 7A10-like. The transcript has a single exon. The annotation marks the transcript as partial. Gene Ontology annotation, biological process: G protein-coupled receptor signaling pathway. Gene Ontology annotation, molecular function: olfactory receptor activity. The record is from RefSeq and is a predicted model, not a curated record. Gene Ontology annotation, cellular component: membrane. Lineage: Eukaryota; Metazoa; Chordata; Mammalia; Chiroptera; Vespertilionidae.